AGGCGCAAGGGAUAGAGUAGUAUCUUCGUCGUGCCUAGCAACUUGAAAUUGUGCGGCGUUCUUCCGAUCAUCAGCGCAUCCUCGUUCCUUGUGUCCAGUUGUAUUCGAUCCAUACAUUGUGAAAAUCGUGGGUAACGAUAAACCCUGGUGCGCGGUUUCAGCUUGGUUCAGUCGAAACAUGCCUGCUGUCGUCAACAAUCUCGUGCGCGCAGCUGCGGUGGGCAGCAGCGGUAUUCUGCCAUCCACGCUGGUGACGAAAAUUUCUCCCAUUGAGCCGCCGCUAGGAAAUUUGUUGCAAGCUUCCAGGGACGCCGAAGCCCCGCUGGUGGGGCCCCUGUCGUACGGUUACGAUGACAAGAAUCUGCUGAAACUGGAAACGCCCUACCCAUCUUCCUCGCUGAGAGAAAGCAGCAAUUUCCUGUCUCCUCGUAGAGAUCACGGCGGGGUGGAAGUUGUUGUAGAUCACACUACAACUAGUGCGUCUAGGUCUAACCAGCUCGACGUGCUUGAGCAGAACACGUCGACCGUGACCGAAUUGCUGCAAGACAUCAAAGGUGCAGAGCAAAAGGCGGUCCUCCUGACCGAAGCUGACCCUUGCUGUCUGGACUGCACCAACAACAAGUCCAAAUACUACUCGAUCGACCACUUGCACGUGAUGUGCGGCGAAACCUGCAUGAUGGACUGGCAGUACCCGAUUUUCAAGCUGUUUGAGCCGGGUCUGACCAAGGCGCACGCGGUGGACGAAACGAUUUGCAAGGAAAAGGGGUAUUCGACCUACAAAGAAACUGUGACGCACGGGUUCGGGCCGAUCAAGUCGACCUUGGACCUUUACGCGCCGGAUCCGGCCGGUAGUGGUGGACUGCUGGCUGCCUCGUCUUCGGAAAUGGACGAUAAGGCAGGCACAAAUUCUAGCGUGGCUACUUCUACUGCGACCUCCGCUUCCAGUGCCCGCUCGAGCACGAGCACCGAUCAUAAGAGUGAAGACGAGCGGAUGAAGGUCGAGGAUGGUUCAUCGAGCACGGCGGUGGUGGAUGGAGCGUUGCGGUUGCCGGUAUCGGAACCUGAGCGAGUUGGACCAGCAGCGGAUCUGAUGGCGUAGCCACGUUGGCGUUCUUAGCGAGGAUGUCGCAACCACAAGACAAGGAAAACUACAGUGGAGGACGCCCGAUAUCCACCAUGUGCUGUGUAAUCAUAAAAAAAACACACAUCGCUCUAAUCGAACUCACGACCACCUCCGCGACCACCACUUCCAAAACAUAGACGAAUGUAAAGUAGUAAAGCCAGCAUAACAAGCGGUAGAAACUAACUUUCCUUCUACUGGCAAGAAAUCCCUCGCUUUUCAUCAAUUUUCAUCGUGUGCAGCUUACAUUGCAGAGCAGGAGGUGGACGCCGCCGUAUUAUAAUUGCAAGGAAAUGCAGAACCUCGUCAACAACCACGAGAAUAUACUGAAUACCACAACCAAGCUCCUUCUUCUGAAAAUAAUUUUGCUGAUCACCAAGUAGAUGAAUUUGAAUUUAUGCAGUUGCGG
Amoebophrya sp. A120 is the source of this 1529-nucleotide messenger RNA. The record is from the annotation of a GenBank genome assembly. Lineage: Eukaryota; Dinophyceae; Syndiniales; Amoebophryaceae.